AUAUGGUUCGUCAACCAAUGAGUUGUUUUUGCUUCAUUAUAGGCUUGGUCAUUUAUCAUUUCAGUCUAUGAGUCGUUUGUAUCCUUCCCUGUUUAAGGCGUAUUGUAAGGAAAAACUAGUCUGUGAAGUGUGUGAGUUAGCUAAGCACACUAGGUCAAAUUAUCCAAGUGUUGGAGAGAGAAGUAAGACACCUUUUGAAGUAGUACAUUCUGAUGUAUGGGGACCAUCAGCUGUAACCUCUUUGUCGGGGGACCGUUGGUAUGUUAUCUUCAUCGAUGGAUUUAGUAGAUGUACUUGGCUGUACUUGUUAAAACAUAAGUCUGAAGUAUUAUCUGCGUUCAAGGAUUUCUAUAAUAUGGUGCGUAAUCAGUACAAUGUUAAUGUGAAAGUACUUCGUUCUGAUAACGGUACAGAGUAUAUUAAUAAGGAGUUUGAUAGUUUCUUAUCUGCUAAUGGGAUUAUGCGCCAAACUACAUGUGUAAAUACAUCUGAGCAAAAUGGGGUUGCUGAAAGGAAAAAUAGGCAUCUGCUCGAGGUAGCUAGAUCUUUGAUGUUCCAGAUGAAUGUACCAAAGUUCCUAUGGGGAGAAGCUGUGAAAACAGCUGCAUAUUUGAUAAAUCGCAUGCCUUCAAGAGUACUAAACUACAAAACUCCGCUGGGGAUGUUAACUGGCAAUAAUCAUUUUAUCGUGCCACCAAAGAUAUUUGGGUGCACAUGUUUUGUUCAUGAUCACAGGAACUCGGUUGGCAAACUUGAUCCCCGUGCCAUCAAGUGUAUCUUUGUAGGGUAUUCACCUACACAGAAGGGUUACCGAUGCUGGAGCCCUACUGAAAAGAAAUUUUUUGUAGCUCGGUGUUAGUGCCAAUAAUGGACACCAUACCAUUGGACAAUGGAACAGAGGGGGAGCCAAAUCAUGACGCGGAAGCGAACAUUCAUGAGGUAUUUGAUGAUACUCCUAGUCAACAAAUUAAUACUGACCGUGAAAUUUUAUCUAUGGACUCUAUAGUGUCAUGUGAUGAGCCACUACACCAAGAGGUGACUGAUAAUGAUGGAGCUGGUGAUGAGAUACCACCAAAGGAGAUGGGUCACAGUGAAGACACAGCUCCAACUGACUGGAGAGAAGCUAUAAUGGAUCCCAAAUGGAAGGCCGCUAUGUUGGAAGAGAUGGAGGCUUUGGAGAAGAAUAACACAUGGGAAGUGGUUGAGCUACCAAAAGGGAAUGAUAUUGCAGGAAUAGAGGAGUUGAAGCAGCAGCUAAAGAGGGAAUUUGAAGUCAAAGAUUUGGGACAACUACGAUACUUUCUGGGAAUUGAAGUGUCACGAAGCUCUAAAGAAGGACUGAGAUGUAAAAGGGGAGAAGUAGAAGAAAUAAAAGAAAGAAAAGCAGAGGAGAAGAUAAGCCUCUGUUCCUCAGUUCCCAGUCUCUCUUCCUCCCGUAGAAACCUAGCCUAUAAUCCUUUGUGAUUUGAGUUGAAUCUUCUGUGAUUGCAACAGUUAUCACAAACAGCGAGGGCGGUACUUCGAUACUGACGUCGUCAGAUUUCCUCGCAAAUACAAAGGGCAGGCUCAAACAUUCACUCGAGAUAACAAUUCGUCUGCCAAACCGCCAACUGCUUCAAGGAGUCGUACAGCAUCACAGGCUGCCUUGCCGCCAACUGCUUGUUAUCACCACGGAGCACUCCCCUGUUCUUGCCGCAGCGUGCCUCGCUGACACCCUGCAGGUUGAUCCCCUCCCCGAGCUAUUCGCCGUAAGGCGUUGCUACGACUCGAGCCAACUGAUGGGCACAAGCGGGGAACUUAUUGAGAGUCCAAAUGGAGUUGAAACCGAAGGUUUCAUGUUAUCUACGUGCAGGAUCACUGCCACUGGAACCGGUGGACCUCUCGUUGAUCUCGAUGGGAAUAUUGUUGGGAUGAACUGCUACGACAACAGGGAAAUAACCCCAUUCGUGCCAAGAGACCGAAUCGCUAAAUGCUUGGCCAGUUGCUGGAUCGAACCCUAUUAUACGCCAAAAAAGUCCAGGUUAAGUCCACAAGGUAUCGUAAAUCGAGAUAGAUCAAGCGGCGGGGGAAGCGAAAACGAGAAACAGGAACCUUGUACUCCUGUCCUAUGGUGCGACCUUGAUCAAGAGCUUGCUUCAAAGCUGUCCCCCAGCGUCGUCUCCAUUGCUUCGUUCGAUGGAGAGACGCCGCAUUCUGAAUGCACAGGCAUUGUUACCGACAGCAGGCUAUCUUCUCCCGCUUUUCUGACUUCUCCAAGUUUGUAUAAAUCUGUACAUGGUAAUGACGUCCUCGCAAUGACGGUCAAAGUGUGCCUUCCAAACGGCGAAGUGGUCGAUGCAACGCUGCAGGAUCUUAUGCCUUCUUACAAUUUACUUCUUAUCACCACUGGUCCCUUGUCACGCUUCCCUGAUCUUCAGCUAGCACGUCUCAGAAACAGCAUGAAAACAGAGUCGGCUGCUGAGGUAUUAGCUGUAAGGCGGUGCUUCAAGUCAGGCAAGUUAAUGACCAACCGUGGGGCGCUGAUUGACAGUCCAAGUGGAGUUGUUAGCGAUGCGCUCAAGUUUUCCACGUGCAAAAUAACCGAGGAUGCCAGUGGAGGACCACUUGUUGAUUCUGAUGGGAAUAUCGUUGGCAUGAAUUGCUAUGACAGGGGAACAGCCCCAUAUGUGCCAAAUAGCUUUAUUUGUGAAUGCAUCGGGCCUGAUGUGUUCUGCUCUGGAAAUAAUCAAGAUGUUCGCAGUAUAACGCAAGGAAGUUCAAAUGAGAUAGAAACAUCAUCAACACCCAAUAAAUGUCCGGAAGAAGUCAUUGAUCUCGUCCAGCCAUCAUCUAUCUGUAACCCAACAAGAGCAGAACUCACUGACGAAAAUCUUAAGCGUAUACUUGAUCCCUGGCCAUCUGGUGAUAACAAUGCAUUCACAAAGAGGGUAAACAAGAUGUUGGGUGAUUCUGGCUAUCCAUUGCCAAGUUUUCAGGUUGAAGGCAUGUAUUUGAAGGGCGAUUUUGAAGAGAAAUUUAGCGAAGAUAUCUGUAGUAAAUCCGUCGAAAGAGUUGCUUCAAAGAUGUCUCAACAUAUUGUUGCACUUGCUUCUUUCGAUGACGAAGGAAGAAGAUAUUUUGCUUGCUCAGGUAUAUUGAUAGAAUGCAACAAAUCCACCACUAGAGUUCUGACUUCGGCCAGUUUGGUUAGAGCUUCUGGUACUGAAAACAAGGUUCAUAAGCUGAGGAUCGAAGUGUGCCUUCCAAGUAAGCAAUGUGUCCCUGGGUCAUUGGAACGCUAUGAUUUAAACUAUAAUAUGGCUGUUGUAAGCUUCUCGGGUGACACUAGCCAUGGUGUAGCGAAACUCGGUGAAACACUUCAAAAUAAUAAGGUAGUAGCUCUAGGGCGUGGGUUUCGAUCAGGCGAGUUAAUGGUCACAGAUGGGGUGCUGACUGGCGAACGAAGCAGGUUUGAUUGCGAAGAGCUUCAGAUGUCCACUUGUAAAAUCACCAAGGCUGGGAUUGGAGGACCUCUUGUUGAUUUUGAUGGGAACUUUGUUGGCUCGAACUUCUAUGACAUGGAAAAUACUCCUUACCUACCAAAGGGUAUAAUUCUUGAAUUCAUUAGUCAGUUCAAUGCAGGACGGACUAUUGCUGCCGAGGUUACGAAGAAGUCUAAUUCUAAUGGAUGGCCCGUGCCUGAGCCAUACUGGGUUUAUCCGACUCCUCACCGUGAACCGAGUUAUCUGUCAGACGGAUACGAAUAGAAGUCUUGUGCUUGUAUUUUAUUUGAACACCUAUGUACCUAGUUAGUGAAAGUAUUGGUGCUAGCAUGGUUACCCCAUUUUUUUUUGCAGAAAAGAGAAUGUCCUGCGCUAGCAUAGCAAUAACAUGUCAAACAACCGAGUUGCACUUCAGUAGCCUUUCAGGAAGACGCAUUCAGACGUAACCUUGUCAGUAACAGUACUAGGCUCAAAUGAACAAAUCAAUCUGAAGAGCAUCUUCUGCCACCGUUGCUGCUUCCAAUGAUUUUCAAUUUCAUUGGAAUGGCAAAAAUGCCUGAGUUGAUGGGAAAUGUGAGGAUCACAGAAAUGUGAAGGGGAUAAUUGAACGUAGUUCGUGAUCUCUUAGGAGGGUUAUGUGCAUCGGUAAUUAUCAUUCUUUUGUAAAUGGAAGACUUU
Lolium perenne is the source of this 4160-nucleotide messenger RNA. RefSeq lists its product as uncharacterized. NCBI's taxonomy places the organism in Eukaryota, Viridiplantae, Streptophyta, Magnoliopsida, Poales, Poaceae. The record is from RefSeq and is a predicted model, not a curated record.